GCAAAACACGAAAUACAUUUGCACGACGUUUGCGACGACAUAAAUGAAUAACAACAAUAAUUAAGUAGGUAGGUAUACGUGAACCGGCUGAGCUCUGCACGUUGCUUGUUUUUACUUAUCUCUGUUGGUAGAAAAGUGUUCUAUUCGGCUGACAUUCUGUAUAUACAGAUUAUUUGUAUUUUUAACAAUUUAAAUUUUUCUGUGAAAAAAUGUAAAUAAGCCAUAAAAAUGAUAGUCGUAAUAUUUUAGCAUAACUGAAUAUAUAAAUAAAUUAGUUUACAUUGAAUGUACUCUUACGAUCAUUUGUUAACUCUGAACUAACCUCAAAACAUUCUACAUAAUUUUUUGUUAUUUCUUGUUAUUUAUGAAAUAAAAAGUGAAAAUGAGAAACUUAAAAGAACUUUUUCGUAUAGUUAGUUUGAGUAGAUGUAAGCCUUUUGAACUGCCAUCAACUAUCCAAGCUUCUCGUCACUGCUACAGUAGUUGGAUACCAAGUGAUUAUGUCAAAACAUGUACUAUACGUUUUAAAUAUCAUAACUUGUUCAUGCAGAAAGACGAUUUUGUUGAAAAAAUUUUGCUAUCAAGAAGCAUUUCUGCAUCAACAAUAACUUGUGCCAAAAGCAAAGAUCGAGGAGGUGGUAAGGAGAAAAGAAAACCAAAAGCAUCAAAACUUGACCUACGUGAGUUAGGCGAACUCUUGGAUGUAGAUGAUCUAACUAGUCAAAUGAGUCAAGCUAUAGAAAAUAUGAAAGCUGAUUUUAUAAAAAAUCUCACUCUUCGUUCUACAACUGGUUCUUUGGAACAGAUUCCAGUAAAGGUGGAUGACAAGGAAUACCAGAUACAAGAACUUGCACAAAUUGCAAGAAAACCAAAAUUAAUAAUACUCAAUGUAUCAUCUUUUCCUACGGCAAUACCUCAUAUUCUUAAAGCUAUACAGAAAAGUGGCCUCAACAUAAACCCGCAGCAAGAGGGAACAACCCUUUACUUACCCAUUCCUAAGGUAACCAAGGAGCACAGAGAAAAUCUUUCCAAAAAUGCCAAAGCAAUCUAUAUUAGAUAUAGAGAUGAAAUUAAAGAUAUUAGAAGCAAGGCAAUAAAGAAUUUGAAAAAAAGAAAAGAUGUAUCCGAAGAUUCUAUUCGACGUGUGCAGAGUCAAGUGGAGGCACUUUCUGAUAAGUACGUUAAAGAAGCUGAAAUAGUUUUAGAAACCAAACAGAAUGAAUUGUUAGGAUCAAUGGACUAAAACUUCAUCAGUGCCUUAUAGUAAUUGACAUGAGAUUUUGUAAAAACUUUAUACAGGUACAUCAUUUGUUAAUAUUUGUAUUUAUGAAUUUAUUCGGAGCAACCUUGAUUUAUAGUUAAUUUUUCAAUAUAUAUUUUCUAACUACUAAA
Molecule: messenger RNA, 1392 nt
Organism: Nasonia vitripennis (jewel wasp)
Lineage: Eukaryota; Metazoa; Arthropoda; Insecta; Hymenoptera; Pteromalidae
Gene: mRRF1
Product: ribosome-recycling factor, mitochondrial
Exons: 2
Coding region: 383-1243 (286 amino acids)
Biological process (GO): translation
Cellular component (GO): mitochondrion
Molecular function (GO): ribosomal large subunit binding
Source: RefSeq, a predicted model, not a curated record